Molecule: messenger RNA, 1332 nt
Organism: Tilletiopsis washingtonensis
Lineage: Eukaryota; Fungi; Basidiomycota; Exobasidiomycetes; Entylomatales
Product: putative chromatin assembly factor 1 subunit C
Exons: 12
Coding region: 79-1332 (417 amino acids)
Biological process (GO): regulation of gene expression
Cellular component (GO): cytoplasm; Rpd3L complex; nucleus
Molecular function (GO): histone binding
Source: RefSeq, a predicted model, not a curated record
CGCACGACGACGCCGCGCCUCAUCUCCCGUCCACACACACCGCCGCGCACACCACACACCCCCCGCCCCGCCUCUGCCAUGGCCGACGACGACAUCACCGCCGCACAGGUGUCCAACGAGGAGUACAAGAUCUGGAAGAAGAAUGCGCCCUUUCUCUACGACACCGUCGUCACGCAUGCGCUCGAGUGGCCCAGUCUGACGUGCCAGUGGUUCCCCGACCGCGAGCGGCCGGCGGGCAAGGACUACACGCAGCACCGCCUGCUGCUCGGCACGCACACGAGCGGGCAGGACCAGAACUACCUGCAGAUUGCGCAGGUGCAGCUGCCGAACCAGGAUGUCGACGUCGACACGAAGAAGUACGACGAGGACCGCGGCGAGAUCGGCUCGUACGGCGGUGCCUCGGCGCGCAUCCAGAUCCUCCAGAAGAUCAACCACGACGGCGAGGUGAACCGCGCGCGCUACUGUCCGCAGAACUGCGACCUCAUCGCCACGCGCACCGUCAUGGGCCACACCUACGUCUUUGACCGCACAAAACACUCGCUCAUGCCAAACGCCGACGGCAAGUGCCGCCCGGACAUUGUGCUCAAGGGCCAGACGGGGGAAGGCUACGGCCUGGCCUGGUCGCCCUUGAAGCAGGGCCACAUCCUGGCGGCGUCGGAGGACCAGACGGUGUGCGAGUGGGAUGUGAAUCAGUACAAGAAGAGCGACAAUGUCUUGGAGCCGCUGAAGACGUACAGAGGGCACACUGCCGUCGUCGAGGAUGUUGCAUGGCAUGCGAGCCACGAGAGUCUGUUUGCGAGCGUGGGCGACGACAAGCUGCUGCUUCUCUGGGACACGCGCGAGUCGGGCGACACGCCAAAGCAUCGCGUCACGGCGCACGACGGCGAGAUCAAUGCCGUCGUCUUCAGCCCGGGCAACGAGUACCUGCUGUGCACGGGCUCGUCGGACAAGACGGUGGGAGUGUGGGAUCUGCGCAACACAAAGACGCGCCUGCACAGCCUCGAGGCACACACCGACGAGAUCCUGCAGCUUGCCUGGUCGCCCCACAACGAGACAAUCCUGGCAAGCGCCGCGGCUGAUCGGCGAGUCAAUGUGUGGGACCUCUCGAAGAUCGGCGAGGAACAGACGCCAGAGGACGCAGAGGACGGGCCGCCAGAACUGCUCUUCGUCCACGGCGGGCACACGGCGCGCACGACGGACAUCUGCUGGAGCCCGCAGGCCGAGUGGCACAUGGCCACCGUCGCCGAGGACAAUGUGCUGCACGUCUUCCGCCCCAGCGCCACGGCGCUCGGACAGGACGGCGAGGAGACCGACGAGGCGGAGCUCGAGUGA